This is a messenger RNA of Helicoverpa armigera (cotton bollworm), 3075 nucleotides long. RefSeq names its product cytochrome P450 4c21-like. The coding region runs from base 579 to 2150 and encodes 523 amino acids. Gene Ontology annotation, molecular function: oxidoreductase activity, acting on paired donors, with incorporation or reduction of molecular oxygen; monooxygenase activity; iron ion binding. The record is from RefSeq and is a predicted model, not a curated record. NCBI's taxonomy places the organism in Eukaryota, Metazoa, Arthropoda, Insecta, Lepidoptera, Noctuidae. The transcript has 11 exons.
CAUCAUCUGUGAAAGUUUAAUUUGUCUUUUUAUAACAAUUUUGAUUCUUGAUGACGGACGAGAUGGCCUAAUGGGUAAAGAACCAACCUCUCAAGUAUGAGCGGGCGGGUACGUAUCCAGAUCAGGCAAGUACUAACGCAACUUUUUAAGGUUUGUAUGACACAGAGGACCUAUCCCGGUUGUAAUUCAACAUCCUCAGCAAUCGUAAUGGGUAGUCAGAAUCCAGUAAGUCUGACAGCAGUCUUACCUAUUGGUACUGGGUUGUCCGGGUAACUGUGUUGAGGUGGUCAGAUAGCCAGUCGCUCCUUGUAAAACACUGGUACUUAGCUGCAUCCAGUGAGACUGGAAGCCGAACCCAACAUAUGUGUUUGGGAAAAGGCUCGUGAGAUAAUUAUUGAUGACAUACGAACAGCUUAGUCUUAGUAAUAGUAAUAGGCCUGCAUUAUUCCUUCAACUGAACCCUAAAAAAGGUCCUAAACCUUUUUUAUUCUUGACUGAAAUGACCAAGUAAUCAUACUAGAUAUAUAAAUAUUGUACUGGCUACUCAAUUUCCAUAAUUAUCAUCUUCGUGUUCAGACAUGGUGUUGGGAGUCCUGAUCGUAGCUUGCUGUGUGGUGUUUGCUGUGUGGAGACUGGUGAAGCCGAGGUCUUCAUCUUCUACCGUGUACCCUGGCAAAUUGGGGGCUGACCCAUCUCUAUCAUGCAUUGCGUUGGCGAUAUGGACUUGGUUGAAACCACGCAGUGUGAAGUCACCGCCGAUGUACCCUGGAUGUCUGCCACUCAUAGGACACGGGUAUCAGUUAGUGGGAGAUGAGAAACAUAUGUUCAAAUGUGAAAAACAAAUUAACGACUUCUGUUUGCAGAACAACGAUCUUAUAGAAAUACGACUCGGAACUCAUUCUGUGUUUAUAUUAACAGAUCCUGAUGAUUGUCUAACAGUAGCAAAUAACUGUUUAGAGAAACCUUACGUCUAUGAAUAUGGUAAUAACGUUUAUGGAAGGGGCCUUGUUACAACAAAAGUCAAUAUUUGGAAAACUCAUCGCAAGCUACUGAACCCAGCGUUCAAUCUGAAUGUGCUGCAGUCAUUUGUCGGCGAAUACUGCAGACAGGCGAAGCUACUCGUGUCUUCACUAGCCUCGGAAGCAGGAAAGGGCCCUUUUGAUAUUCAGCCAUACUUGAUCACCAAUGUAUUGAAAACUGCGUACCGAACGACAUUUGGUACAAAAGUUGAUGAGAAUAGUGAAAUCCUCAAAACCUAUUCAGAUGCAACUGAAAAACUAUUAAUGCUAAUGAUAAAAAGGAUGCAUAAUAUCUGGUUACAUUUAUCCUUCAUCUACAAAAUGACGACGUCUGGUAAAGAAAGUGAUAAACGGGCUAAUAUCAUGAAAGGCAUAACUGAAUCGGUAAUGAAUAAUCGAAAAACAGAAUUGAAAGCUGCUAAUCAGAUGGAUAAAUUGGGAGAAUCCGCUACAGACGACUUUGUGUCUUUAUUGGACCGAAUGCUGGACUUGACUGAUAAACAAAAUGCCUUCACUGAUGAUGACAUCAGGGAACAUUUGGAUACCAUAGUAGGAGCUGCUUACGAUACCACCGCAACUGCUUUGACGUUCAUUUUGAUAGUCAUUGGAUCGCAUCCUGAUGUACAGGAAAAAAUGUAUCAAGAGUUACAAAAGGUGCUGGAAGAUGAAGAAAGGGAUAUAAACAAACACGAUCUGCCAAAGCUCGUGUAUAUGGAAGCAGUGAUAAAAGAGACUUUGAGGUUAUAUCCCCCAGCUCCGAGAUUCGCUCGGACUUCUAAUAUUGAUGUUAAGCUGAAGAACUAUACCCUUCCAGCUAAUUGCAGGUACGCAAUAUCAGUGUACGGUCUUCAUCGUCAUGCGAUGUGGGGGCCGGACAAGGAUCAGUUCAUACCGGACCGGUGGUUGGACCCGGCGCGAUUGCCCAAAAAUCCCAACUUUUUCGCUGCGUUUAGUCUAGACAGACGCAACUGUAUAGGUAAAUUAUACGGCAUGAUGGCGAUUAAAACGACUCUGUCGUAUAUACUACGACAUUAUCGUAUCCACAGUGAUAUUAAGAAUUUGGAGACACGAUGUGAUCUUCUCUUAAAACCGGUGGCUGGACAUUUCAUAACUUUGGAGUCGAGGGUGUAAUAAAGUAGCUAAACUACAUUUUUAAUUGCGAGACAAAUUAAAACACUAUACGAGAAUGGAUUUCUACAUGCAAUUCGAAGAUAUGGAGGUUGCAAUGAUAAUUUGAAUAGGGAUCUUAUUUUAAGGCCUCGUCAUAGUGUAUUGGCUACUAAAAAUAAAUUAAAUUGUGGUUAUUUAGAAUGUACCUUGUUUAGGGAUAAAUCCUAUCAGGACAGUAUUUUACAAUAAGUUGGCGUCGGCAUCCAGUCAAACCAUGUGCAGCUAAAUACCAGUGGUUGUGCAUGGAACGAUUGCCUAUCUGACCCCCUACCUAUCCAUCUGGGAAAAGCAGAUUAUACAUCAGCACUUUUUAGAAUUAAGCAAAAUAUUGUAAAAAUUGUGUACAAAGUGAAGUAAACAAUUUAUUUAUUUAUUUUAUUUAUGUGAUCUGCAUUUGAAAACUUCAACUUGGACGAGACCCAUGCUGCCGUUUAAGACGCUAAAAGCUUAAUGGGUCGUCUGGAAGUAUUGGACGAGGGUUCCCGAACAUCGAGCAAAUUGGCGAAUCUUGGGGUAGGCCUUUGCAGCAAUGGACGUCUUUCGGCUGACACGACGAGCCAAAUGGAGGUCAUUCAAAGUCCAGUAAUGAAACACGAUAGCAAGAAGAAAAGUGCCUGCAAACACUAUGAUAAUAUUCGAUUAGCUGUAUUAUGCACCCUGCUACUGCAACAGGUUAAACCUGUAUAUUUUGGCUAAAAAUAAUGAAACCUUUAAAACUAUCUAGGUAAUAAUUCGGAAAAGAUUUAAUUUAUUUAUGCAAAUCUAUUUGUUGUUCAAUUAAUUAAAUGUUUUUCAAUUAUAUGCUAUGAAUAGCCGGUAGGUAUAAAAAUUGAUAUUGUAUUCUGACAAAUUAUAUACGAAGAUGUUCUUGUCUAUUGCUAGAAUA